GUUAAAAACACAAUUUUGAUUGGAGUCAGUCGAGUAAAGUUGCAAUAAAUAUGUUUGUCUUUUUUGUUUUUGUGAAAUAUUUUUGAUAUAUUCUCUGUAUUUUAAUUGCAGUAUACAAAUAAAUAUUUUUUAAAGGACUUUUAAAAGGUAGUCAGUGAAAGUUGAAUAACCAAACUACAUUACCCAGAAGUCUAAUCUUCACCUUGAAGUUAAAACUACUAAAUUCUAAUACCAUUUCAUACUCAUUAUUUUGGAGUUGUUUUUCUUUUUCUUUUUUGUAAAUAGUGUGAUUUUAUAACGUAGUGAGUUCCUGUCCGAAUUAAAAAUCAAGUUUAAAGUAAUGCUUGAAAACGUCAAUCUGUCUGUUGGAGCUAUUGACCAAUAGCAGACGUCCGUCCUUUCACCCGAGCAGCCAAUCAUCGGCGCCGUUCUUGGAAGGCGGCAUCGGGUGGAGGACUGCGUUAGUUUGCGCUGUGUUUAUUGUUAAGGUUGUGUGGAUUAGCACUGCGGUGACAAGUUUGUUAUCAUAAUAGCCACAUUUUAGCUUCAAGAAAAGCUAAAGAUGGACGUGCGGUCCGGUUGCGAAUGGACACGCCUGUGGGACUUUACUAUGAUGUGUGAGCUGACUGUGUUUGCGGGCUGCUGUUAGGAACCGCACUGCGGGGCAAACAGACCCAACACUGCACCCGGACUGACAGCCAGAGGAAGGAUAGUGAGAAGGGAGGUACAUCUCCUGGUACAGGAGGUGGGAGGGGCAGCAGGAGAGAAAUUUAAAGGGGUAUUCUUGCAGAGGAAAACAACAGCUCCAGUUUUAUUAAUAAUCUAUAAUGUGGGGAUGAAAGGCGAAUCUAUUAUUUGUGGUGAGAAGAAUUUAUUAGGUAAAUUAAACAUAAAAAGGGGGGAUAAAAGUAAUUAAAUUAACCAUGAUUAUAAAUCAGAAUUGAUCUCUCCAAGUACCCCCUGGUUCUCCAGCCAGAUUGAAGCUGGUAAUGGCAAAUUCUGUGGCCUUGGUUGUCCAGGCAGAACUCCUGCCACCUCAGUCUGCUGCCUCCCUAUCUCCUUUUCCAACGCUUCUCGUCUCGGGAGAGGAUGGCGAUGAAGACCGGGAGACGGGGGAGAUGGCAGAUGGAGACAAAAGUGUUGGGAAAGGCGGAGAGGAAGUGGUUCUGGACAUGGUGACAUCAGCGGUUUCGGGUGCGCCUCAGCAGCACGACCAGUCGGAUCAUCCAUUCCAGUGCCUGGACUGCGGCAAGAGCUUCAGGUGGUCGUCCAGGCUGACCCACCACCAGCGGAGCCACAACAACGAGAGACCCUACCGCUGCAGCCUCUGCCCCAAGGCUUUCAAGGGCUCAUCUGCUCUGCUCUACCACCAACGGUCUCAUUCAGGGGAGAAGCCUUACAAAUGCCAAGACUGUGGCAAGGCUUUCAAGCGCUCAUCUCUUCUCCAGGUCCAUCAGAGUGUUCACACGGGGGUCCGCACUUUUUUGUGCCCCUAUUGUCCCCUGACUUUCAAGUGGAGUUCUCACUAUCAGUACCACCUGCGGCAGCACACUGGAGAGUGCCCGUACCCCUGUGACACUUGCCCCAAGGCUUUCAAGAACUCCAGCAGCCUCAGGCGACACAAAAACGUCCAUCUUGGCUUGAAGCCCUACACGUGCUCGGUGUGCAACAAGUCCUUCACCCAGUCCACAAACCUGAGGCAGCACAUGAGGAUACACACAGGCGAGCGGCCGUACAUCUGCGGCGAGUGUGGGCGAAGCUUCACACAUUCGUCCAACUUAGCGCUACACAAAAACUCUCACUCCAGCCUCAACGCAGGACAGAAGGAGGGGAAGAAGGGAGUUGAAGGAGGGAAAGCAAAUGAAGUAGUGGAGGUGGUCGUCGGGACGGAGGAAGUAACGUCGUCCAUGUUGACGGACAUGGUGGGAUUUGUGAGCCAGGAAGGGGCGGAUGGAGUCGGGGUGGGGAUGGAGGAAGUGUUCCUGUCAACCGCUGCUCCUGGCUCGAAUCCAGAUCUCCUGCCACAACUCACCCUCGCUCCCUCCGGGGAGGCCGUGUGCACGACCAGGGCCAUCGGCACCGAGGUUCACCUGAGCACUGGCUCCGGGGCCAGCGUGCUGCUGUACAGCUGCGGCAGCUGCAGCAGCACCUUCAGCACACGGAGGCAGCUGGAGGAGCACCAGGCCAUCCACAUGGCUCCUGAGGAGCACCGAGCCGGUGGAGAGGCGGGACAAGGGGCAGGGAUGGAGGUCGGGGAUGGACUUGUGGGUGCUGGACACCUCCUGGCUGAUUUUGAGGAAGUUGUGGAGACGACUUCGGUGGCUGAAAGCGGACACUCGACUGAGGUGCUACUUGGGUUAGCAGAUGGUGGUAGUACAGUCUGUCCUCAGAGUGUGGCCACCACCCAGGCUCAGUUUGAUCUUCUGCAAAGCUUCACAGAGGUGACUCAGAACUCCAGUGCUGCUCAACCAGAGGCCAGAACCACAUGGGCUGGGCUGUCAUGUGGCUACUGCAAUAAGACCUUCAAGACCAGCGGAGGCCUCAACAGACAUGUGUCACUGAUGCACGCCCUUUCAUCGCAGUCCCGCUCCCAGUUCAGCUGCUCCGCCUGUGACCGUUCUUUCCCACUUCUCUCCUCGCUGCUCACCCACCAGCACUCCCACACCCCGGAGCAGCGUCUCCUGGCCGAGGCGGAGGCCGAGAUAGUGUGUCCUCCCUCGCUUUCCCUGUCGCUCCCUCUGCCGUCCUCUCCAGGUCAGGCCGAUAAGCAGCAGGAGUCUCAGGGGGAGCUGCACGUCAACAUCGUCGCUGUUGGACAGGAGCAGGAGGAGCAGUCGGCCAAGGCAACGAAACCCCACAAAAAGACAGGAUCCAGUAAGAGCACUCCGGCUGGAGAGAGGCCAUACCGCUGUUUAGAGUGUGGAAAAGCCUUCAAAGGUUCGUCUGGGCUGAAGUAUCACAUGAGGGAUCACACCGGGGAGAAGCCCUACCGCUGCACAGAGUGUGGAAAGAGCUUCAAGAGGUCGUCCCUGCUCUCUAUUCAUCAGAGGGUACAUACGGGAGUGCGAGCAUUCCAGUGCCCUCACUGUCCUCUUACCUUCAAAUGGAGCUCUCACUACCAGUACCACUUACGGCAGCACACAGGUGAAAGGCCAUAUGUGUGUAAAGAGUGUGGCAAGUCCUUCAAGAACACCAGCUGCCUGCGCAGACACAGUCAGAUGCAUUCUGGACUGCGGCCUCACAGAUGCUCCAUCUGCUCCAAGUCAUUCUCGCAGACGUCAAAUCUCAAGCAGCAUGAACGAACUCAUUCUGGGGAGAGACCUUUUCAGUGCACCCACUGCACCAAAAGUUUCACGCACUCUUCGAAUCUUCAGCUUCACCUUCGCACACACUCAUUACGCAAAGACUACAAAUGCCCUUACUGCUCCAAAGAGUUCGUCAUGCACUCGUAUCUGCAGAGACACAUUCGCACACACGGCAGUGACGUUGCCCUGCCGGACGGUGGGGGUAAAGAUGGCAUGGCUGUGAAAGCCAAUGUGGGAGGAGUCACAACCACCACAACCCUGCUCAACCCCAUCACUCUGAAAGCCUCGGAUAACAGUCUGAUUGUCUCCCAGCCAGCACUUAAUAUUCCUCCAAACACCUCCCAGAACUAUUUUAUGAUUCAGACCGCCAGCGGCCUGCAGCUCAUUCCUCUCUCCUCCCCUACACCGGUUUCUCCUCCUCCACCCCCUCCUCCUCCACCUCCUCCUCAGACCCAGUCACAAAACUUUCUCCUCCUGCAGUGCCCCUUAAAUAACGGCAGCCAGUCGAGUUUGAUUCUGGUUCCUGCCGCAAACAACCCUCCUCCGCCGCCUGAUCCUCAGUCCCUUCCUGUCCUUCAGACCAUACAGUCAUUCCAGCCCGUCGUCAGCCAAACACAAACACAGAUACCCCAAUUUCCAGCUGUUUCUCAGCAACAGCAGACCAGAAUCAUAAUUACCAACAAUAAUAACAAUGCACACCCUCCCGUCUCCAUGACAACUCCCAGCAUCUUAACCAGCUCCCUGCUGACCAAGCCCAUAUUAGGGAGGAGCACGCGGACAGCGCGGGGUCGCCGGGGGCGCAAACCCAAAGCCGCUCUUCAAGAAUCUGCAACAGUUCCUGUCACUCCAACUGUAGGGGGAGCUGUUCCUGUUACAAACUGUGCAGUGGAGAGUGGCCCCCUCCCUGAAAGUGCAGCUUCAGCUGCCCCCGUGUCCUCGCCCUCUGCUCUGUCCCUGGUUCCCAGCUGUCCCCUGUCAACAUCCUCCUCGCCCGUUGCCCCAACGCUUCUUUCUCCAUCUUCCACCGCCGGAUGCGAGCUGGCCGUCUCCAUGGCCGCUACAGCACCUGUAUGUUCUGCUGAUUCUCCAGGGGGGGAAGCUGAUUCUUCUGUCAGGGAGGGGGAAAGUCUGAUGGGGAAACGGCUGGUUUUAUGUUUUGACAGUGAAGAACAAGCAAAAGAUGGAGUGAGUCUCGAGCAGGCCGGGGAGUCAUAUGUGCUACGGUUUGAGGGAAAUGAACCCGGGGAGGUCUUUGAUGAUGUGGUGGGGGGAGAUAGACAAUCACUUGUGUUGCAGUUCAAGACAGACGGGGAAGGUGAUGGUGAGAAGGGGGGAGAUAAAGGAGGUAUGAUGUCACUUCUGCAGGAAUGGGGUGAAGAAAAACAGACCGGGAGCCAAGCUGGAGGCGAAGGCACCCAGGGGGAGUCUUACGUUCUCCACUUUCAUACUGAGGCAGAAGACAGUGGUCCACCCACAGCAUCCUUCAGCCAAGAGCAGGACAACAGCCUGCAGCUGCCCUGCAUUCCUAACCAAAGUUUAGUACCCCUGGAUGGACAGGAGGUGGUGUUUGAACUCGGAAGUGAAGCAAAAAUGGAGCAAGAAGGCGAGGAGGGUAUGCAGAUGAUAGCCCUGAUUAAAGGAGAAGGAGGGAUGGUGGGAGAGAGCAGCACAGGUUGUAACAGUGCAGGGGGCGCAGUGACUGAAGAAGAGCGAGCAAUGGAAAGUAUAUUUCAGCUGGAACACGGGGAUGAAAUUGUAAUAAUUGAAGUCAGCACAAGUGGCUUAAGAGAAGGUAGAGUGGAGCCAGAGGCAGAAGGGGAGGCCGCACACGGCGGGGACGUGAAGGGCGAAAGCGUCACACCAGAGUCCAACGAAAACCCUGGAAAGAAACACAGUUCAUCAGAGUGUGUGGAUCAACAAGCAUCAGCUGAAGACGUGGAAAACGAGGACGCCAUAUCUAACUCCAAAGAGAGUCAGUUCUCUGCCUGAGAGCUGAUCCAAUGGGACUGAAUGCCUCACUCUGUGAGCCGUUUGCUAGCACUUUAGUCAAGAAGUUCUCCUGAACUUAGAGAGAACAUUCAGUUAGUUGAGUAUUGUGGUGUAAUGCCAUGAUGUCACACACUAGAAAUGUUAUACAUUCAAAUAGGCUCUACAUGGACCUCCAAAUAUUCCUAAAUAUAUUAGUUAAAUUAUACUGUCAAUGGCAGUUUAUUUAGUAAAAUUUGUGAAUAAAUGUUGUACACACUUUUUUCUUCACUAUAGUAGUAGUUAAUAAUACCUAUUAAUAAAUCUCAUUGCCUUUCAACAUUUGUUUUUGUGUUUACUAUGGAAAGAUGCAAUUUUGUUAAUGAAUGUAAGGAAAACUUCAAAAAAUAUGUUGCACCUUUUUAAUCAGUGUUGUCACUUUUGCAGUCAAUUUAAUAAUAUGAAAAAUAAAUGACAUAAAA
Molecule: messenger RNA, 5752 nt
Organism: Oryzias melastigma (Indian medaka)
Lineage: Eukaryota; Metazoa; Chordata; Actinopteri; Beloniformes; Adrianichthyidae
Gene: znf628
Product: zinc finger protein 628
Exons: 9
Coding region: 990-5294 (1434 amino acids)
Source: RefSeq, a predicted model, not a curated record